Molecule: messenger RNA, 914 nt
Organism: Xenopus laevis (African clawed frog)
Lineage: Eukaryota; Metazoa; Chordata; Amphibia; Anura; Pipidae
Gene: mrpl10.S
Product: mitochondrial ribosomal protein L10 S homeolog
Exons: 5
Coding region: 110-850 (246 amino acids)
Source: RefSeq, a predicted model, not a curated record
GUGUCAGGAGGCGGCGCACACGUCUCGCUUGGUUCAGCGUGUUUUGGUUGCUAGGAUACCAUCAUCUCCCACAAUCCACCAUUGCCAUUCAUUCGACACUUCCGGCAAGAUGGCGGCCGCCCUGGUGCGAGGAGCUGUGAGGGAACUCGGUUGGCUCCCAUCCCUGCAGUGUGUCAGACAUGGCUCCAAAGCCGUUACCCGUCACAGAAAGGCAAUGCACUUCCAGAGGCAGAAGAUGUUGGCCCUGACGGAGUAUAUUGCACCUAAACCCACUGUCUCUCUGAAAUGCUUGCCCCCUCAGCCCAAAGCCAGCGACAUGGUUAAGGAGAACCCACUGGAGCAGCUUCUGUGCAGCCAGUUGCGCACUGUUCUACAGGACUGCAAAAUGGUGGCUGUGUUUCAGCGCAAUGCGGCAGGGGAUGAAGACUUGUUACAUUUGAGGCACAGACUCUUGAAACAUGACAUUCAUAUGAAGCAUUUCCCCGUACAGGUUGUGAGAAAAACCUUAUCCGAUUCCCAUCUAAGUUCUAUGUUGCCUCUCUUUAUGGGCCAGACCUUCCUUGUAGUGAGCCAUAAAGUGAAGGUGAAGGAAAUGCUGCAGUGUGUUCGGAGCCUGCCCCAGGUCCAGCUUUUGGGCGCCUGCGUUGAGAGUAGACUUCUCAGCCGACAGGGAGCGAUCAACUACUCCCGACUGCCAAGUUUAGAGGUUCUGCAGGGGCAGGUGCUUGGAGGACUGUCACUGAUUGCUUCUCGCACCUCUUCAUUACUCACUCAGCACUCAGUCAAGCUCAGCGCUUUGUUGGAUCAGCACAUAAAGGAGAAGAGCACAGACAAGAAGGAGGAACCUUGAGAAGCCGGAAUACUUUGGUGUGAAAACACUUCACAUGCCAAUAAAAUGAACUUUACAUAAAGCA